AUGGAUGACAUCUACAAGGCUGCGGUAGAGCAGCUGACAGAGGAGCAGAAAAAUGAGUUCAAGGCAGCCUUUGACAUCUUCGUGCUGGGCGCUGAGGAUGGCUGCAUCAGCACCAAGGAGCUGGGCAAGGUGAUGAGGAUGCUGGGGCAGAACCCCACCCCUGAGGAGCUGCAGGAGAUGAUUGACGAGGUGGAUGAGGACGGCAGUGGCACAGUGGACUUCGAUGAGUUCUUGGUCAUGAUGGUUCGGUGCAUGAAGGAUGACAGCAAAGGAAAGUCUGAGGAGGAGCUGUCAGACCUCUUCCGCAUGUUUGACAAAAAUGCUGACGGCUACAUCGACCUGGAGGAGCUGAAGAUAAUGCUUCAGGCUACAGGUGAGACCAUCACAGAGGACGACAUUGAGGAGCUCAUGAAGGACGGUGACAAAAACAACGAUGGCCGCAUUGACUACGAUGAGUUCCUGGAGUUCAUGAAGGGGGUGGAGUAG
Messenger RNA from Rangifer tarandus platyrhynchus (Svalbard reindeer), 486 nucleotides. The record is from the annotation of a GenBank genome assembly. Lineage: Eukaryota; Metazoa; Chordata; Mammalia; Artiodactyla; Cervidae.